Messenger RNA from Ipomoea nil (Japanese morning glory), 1068 nucleotides. Its product is annotated as psbP-like protein 1, chloroplastic. Gene Ontology annotation, biological process: photosynthesis. Lineage: Eukaryota; Viridiplantae; Streptophyta; Magnoliopsida; Solanales; Convolvulaceae. The transcript has 9 exons. Gene Ontology annotation, cellular component: photosystem II oxygen evolving complex; extrinsic component of membrane; photosystem II. The record is from RefSeq and is a predicted model, not a curated record. Bases 148 to 867 code for a protein of 239 amino acids. Gene Ontology annotation, molecular function: calcium ion binding.
GAGAGAAGGUGGGAGAUUUGGAUGAUGUGGUGCGAGGCAGAACUGAAGAAGAUAAUAAGGAGAAACAGAACCCCCCACUCGGACACGUGGCAGCCUCACUCGCCGUAAAAUUCCACCGCCGGCGCCUAAGCCAAGAGUGCAGGAGAAAUGGUGUCAUUGCAAGAGUUUCAAACAAUCCAUCAUUCGUGCUUUCCCCGCGCAUCCCCUCAGCUAGGAGGAUUGUUUAGAAAUGUCCAAAAUCGCAGGCACGCUUCCUUCCUUGUCAGAUCAGAGCAAGUGCCUGUGGCUUUAACUUCCUCUUCCCCAGAUCAACCACAAAGGCGUCAAGUACUUGCCUUGGGAGCAAUUAUUUGCCCCUUGUUGAUUUCUAUGCAGACUAAGACAUCGUUUGCUGCAGAAAGUAAGAAGGGAUUUCUGCCAGUCACUGACAAGAAGGAUGGAUACUCUUUUGUCUAUCCCUUUGGGUGGCAGGAAGUAGUUGUCGAAGGUCAGGACAAGGUUUUCAAAGAUGUUAUCGAACCACUAGAAAGUGUGAGUGUAAAUGUGUUCCCGACUACCAAACAAGACAUUCGGGACUUUGGUUCUGCACAAGAAGUUGCUGAAACUUUAAUAACAAAGGUUUUGGCUUCACCUUCUCAGAAAACAAAACUCAUUGAGGUGAAAGAGCGUGAUGAAGAGGGGAAAGCCUACUAUACGUUUGAGUUUGUUGCGAAAGCACCAAAUUUCACUCGCCAUGCUCUCACCGCAGUCUGCAUAGGCAAUGGUAAGAUCUAUACAUUGACAACCGGGGCGAAUGAGAGGAGAUGGGAGAAGAUGAAAGACAGACUGCAUACUGUGGUGGACUCCUUCCAAAUUUUCAAUGUGUAAUUUGCACCCACAUCUUCAUUGUUUGUAUCCCAAAUUUCAUAAGAUAUUAUUGUCUGAGAUGAUGAGAUUAGAGGCUUUAAUUUGUAAUCAAUUUAGAUAUGAGUUUACAGAGGGUUCUGUAUCUGUUUAGAGUAAAACUCAGAUCUCACAUUUGGAAGGUUUAUACAUAUUAUGAUGAUUUAAGAUUUACACAUUCCGGCA